This is a messenger RNA of Mesocricetus auratus (golden hamster), 649 nucleotides long. Its product is annotated as hemoglobin subunit beta. Gene Ontology annotation, biological process: oxygen transport; hydrogen peroxide catabolic process. Bases 71 to 514 code for a protein of 147 amino acids. NCBI's taxonomy places the organism in Eukaryota, Metazoa, Chordata, Mammalia, Rodentia, Cricetidae. The transcript is spliced from 3 exons. Gene Ontology annotation, cellular component: haptoglobin-hemoglobin complex; hemoglobin complex; blood microparticle. The record is from RefSeq and is a predicted model, not a curated record. Gene Ontology annotation, molecular function: oxygen binding; oxygen carrier activity; heme binding.
CAGGACCAGUUGCUCCUCACAUUUUCUUCUGACACAGUUGUGUUGAGUCACAAGCCCAGAAACAGACACCAUGGUGCACCUGACUGAUGCUGAGAAGGCCCUUGUCUCUGGCCUGUGGGGAAAGGUAGAUGUUGAUGAAAUUGGUGGAGAAUCCCUGAGCAGCCUGCUGGUUGUCUACCCUUGGACCCAGAGGUUCUUUGAACACUUUGGAGACCUGUCCUCUGCCAGUGCUGUCAUGAAUAAUGCCCAGGUGAAGGCCCAUGGCAAGAAGGUGAUACACUCCUUCGCUGAUGGCCUGAAACACCUGGACAACCUGAAGGGCACCUUUUCCAGCCUGAGUGAGCUCCACUGUGACAAGCUGCAUGUGGAUCCUGAGAACUUCAGGCUCCUGGGCAAUAUGAUCAUCAUUGCGCUGUCCCACCACCUGGGCAAGGAAUUCACCCCCUGUGCACAAGCUGCAUUUCAGAAGGUGGUGGCCGGUGUGGCCAAUGCCCUCGCUCACAAGUACCACUAAAGGCCCCCUUUCCUAUCCUUUUUCUGUGCUCAAAUUCACUUUUUCCCUAAAGAACGACUGUCACCCGUGAGAAAAAUGAUGAAGGCUUUUGGGCAUCUGUCUUCUGACUAAUAAAGGGCAUUACUUUCACUGCAA